This is a messenger RNA of Zootoca vivipara (common lizard), 2582 nucleotides long. It is a transcript of the gene ANKRD33B, whose product is annotated as ankyrin repeat domain 33B. Gene Ontology annotation, molecular function: protein binding. NCBI's taxonomy places the organism in Eukaryota, Metazoa, Chordata, Lepidosauria, Squamata, Lacertidae. The record is from RefSeq and is a predicted model, not a curated record.
AUGGUGCUCCUGUCUGGAGACGGCAAAGCGGCCGGGGAGGGCCGGAGUCCCGCCGCGGCAAAGCACCUGCCGGUGCCGCCCUCGGAGCCUGCCGGGCCGGGAGCCGCGGAGCCUAAGGGGAGCGUCGUCGUCGGCUCCAGCCCAGCUGCAGGGGCGGAGAGGUCGCGAAGGGGCAGCGAAGGCGGCGGCGCUGAGGGAGGAAGCGACGAGGACGGCGGUGGCGGCGGCGACUACGAGGAGUACGAGGACUUCUCGGACCUCCCGGACACGCGCAGCAUCAUUUCGGACGACUCCUUCUACCCGCCGCGGGCGGACGGCGACGACGACGACAACAGCGACGACUGGUCUCUGGGAGAGUCGGACUCGUCGACGGGAAGCCCCGAGGCGCUCACCCUCUUCCGAGCUUGCUGCACCAACAACGCCGUGGCCUUGAGAGCGAUCAUCCGGCAGGGGCCCGAGGAGAAGGAGGCCAAGGAGACCGACCGCAACAAGAGGACUGGCCUUAUUGUUGCCUGUUACCAAGGGUUUGUGGAUAUUGUAAUAGCCUUAGCACAAUGCCCUCACAUUGAUGUAAACUGGCAGGACAAUGAAGGAAACACGGCUCUAAUUACAGCGGCCCAGGCAGGACAUAUUACUAUCACACAGUAUUUAUUAAACUAUUAUCCUGGCCUUGAUAUUGAGAAAAGGAAUGCCUUUGGAUUUACUGCACUCAUGAAGUCUGCAAUGCAAGGCCGAAGUGAAUGCAUCAGAGCUUUAAUGUUGGCAGGGGCAAGCAUUUAUGCCACAGACCCGGGCCGUGGAUUCACUCCUCAGGAAUGGGCAUGUUUCACAGGAAGAAUAGAAUCUGCCUAUCUUAUGCAAAGACUUAUGGACAAGCCAUGUGCUGAGCAAUUUUGUGACCACUAUGAGCUAGAAUGGCCAAAGUUGAAAGAACGUCUUGCCAAGGCUGCAGAGCCAAAGACCUGUUUGCAAAAGAUCUCGGAAGGCGUGAGGUCAGUAAUAACUUCCAGAGGUUUCAAAGGCCCUGAAGAAGAUGGUGUCCUUGAUCAUAUGGUUCGGGUGACGACAAGUCUAAGGAGCUCUUUUGUUGCCAUAGCUUGUAGGACCGUGUGCCCUGGAAGUCCGCCUGGCAUAGGAAAACGCAGGCCUGCUGUACAAGAGAUCUUUAGGAAACAAAGAGCCAAGGAAAUCAAAUCUAUGGAUAGCAAAGACCAUUUUAACAGCUAUGAGAAGCUGUUUCAGAACUCCAGAGUUAUGUUAGUCUCCAAAAAGAAGGAAAGGCGAGCCAGCCUCCAGCCUUUCAGUCUAAAUGUACCUCAGGUUAGCAUUGUGGUUCCAAGGAAAUCAAGCUUGCUGCCACUGCACUUGCUGAGAAGGAGCAGUGUGCGCCCAGGGUUUGUCAUCCCCAAAGUCCGAAUCAACAAGGCACCUCCACCUACUUUCCAGCCAGAGAAAGUCAGGCGAAAAAGCAGUGCUGGUGAUGGAGCUUACCUGCAGAUUCCUAAGUGGAGGUAUAAAGAGCUGAAGGAAGAAAGGAAGAAGGCAGAGGAAGAAGAAAAGAAAAAAGCAGAAGCAGCUCAGAAACAGAAGCAAGGGUCUCCCGUGAAAAGCAAGACUUGAACUGAGGCUGAGACUCAUGAUAGUACUACUGAGAUCAACACAAAAGUCAAGUUGCUGUUUUGGGGCCAGCUGAAUGACACAAUUUAAAGGAGAAGAAAUCAUCUAGAGAGCAACCGAUACGGUAAAGUGUACAUAGGUCAAGAAAUGUAAGGAAAUAUUUAUAGAAACUGAACAGGUUUAAAAUAUGGAAAAGGUAGUUUUCUCAGGGUGGAAAACAGGGGUAAUGGGAUUAAGCUCCAAGAAGGGAGAGUUAGUCUGGAUAUCAGACAUUUUUCUAUACAUAAAAGAGUAUUAAGCUACAGAGUGUGUUUGCAAGGGAAACUAAUAUUAAAAAUAGAUUACAUAAGCACUGGCUUGAGGAUAAGUGAAAAGACAAGUUUACGGAUUUUGUACAAGUGUAUUAUGAUCUCCCCAUCCCCCACACUAAAGUAAAGGGCUUUAGCUUGAUGCUUGCUUUUAAGAAAAUAUGGACAUUGUAAUGAAAUUUCAAAAAACCAAACAUUGAAAGGAUGCAAAAAUCUCAGGGCAUUUUGUAGAAAACCAACUUUAUGAAUAAAAUGUUUGUAAAGCAUUUCUUAUGAAAGAUAGAGUUAAUGGAAACAAAAUGGUAUAAAAUUAUAUACAGUAUUUUGUAUUGAAUGAGAUUUUACUGUUUAUAAAAAGUGUAAAAACUACUAUGAAUUGGGUUAAUUUCACAAAAAUGCAACAUUUCUGAGGAUCCUCCCGUUAUUUUUUUCAAGAUUAUGCCCAACUUUAGGUUCUCCUACUUCUGUAUUCUGAAACAGAUCUGCAGCAAAAUUUGCAACACAAUGUUCAGGAUUCCAGCUGUCACAUUCCUCAGCCACACCAUUUUUAUUUAUUUAUUUUUUGAACUCUCAACAGCCGGUCAGCAUGCUGUGGCCACUGAACAUUUGAGCAUAUUUUGAAUCCCUCCCGACUUCUUCCUAAAUAUGUUUUCUUCU